CUGGGCCUGUCAGCCUCUGCGACCCGACUCUCGCGGCCUGGCGGUGGCGCCGCGGCGGGGUCUUGGCUCUCAGUCCGUGGGACACGGCCCGACAAGCAGGCCUGUGCGCCUGGUUCCGCCCGUACCCCACUUCCGACGCUUCGGUCAUGUUCUUCAGGGCCCAGGUGAGGCGAGCUCUGCAGCGGGUGCCCGGGAAGCAGCGAUUCGGCAUCUACAGGUUCCUGCCCUUCUUUUUUGUCCUGGGAGGAGCAAUGGAGUGGAUCAUGAUUAAAGUGCGCGUGGGCCAGGAGACCUUCUAUGACGUCUACCGUAGAAAAGCUUCAGAAAGACAGUAUCAGAGAAGGCUGGAAGAUACAUCAGAGACCGAUCUUCAUAAGUUAAUAAAGUAAAUACAAAUUUUCA
Molecule: messenger RNA, 402 nt
Organism: Microtus oregoni (creeping vole)
Lineage: Eukaryota; Metazoa; Chordata; Mammalia; Rodentia; Cricetidae
Gene: Smim4
Product: small integral membrane protein 4
Exons: 2
Coding region: 147-389 (80 amino acids)
Source: RefSeq, a predicted model, not a curated record